Chroicocephalus ridibundus (black-headed gull) is the source of this 1056-nucleotide messenger RNA. RefSeq names its product translocase of inner mitochondrial membrane 9 (gene TIMM9). The record is from RefSeq and is a predicted model, not a curated record. The transcript is spliced from 6 exons. NCBI's taxonomy places the organism in Eukaryota, Metazoa, Chordata, Aves, Charadriiformes, Laridae. The coding region runs from base 317 to 682 and encodes 121 amino acids.
GCUGGGGGCGGAGGAGGGCGCUAAGCUCCGAGGAGAGCCAGGCCUGUGGUAAUUCGCUGUGCGAGCAGGGUCUAGCCCACAGCUAGGAGAUCAUGACUUACAACAGCGUGAGCACCAUGUACAACUUAUGAUCCAGCAACCUUCUGACCAGUCCCUUUCUCAUUUCACCAGCAGCCCCUGAAGACAGAUCACUGUGUACAGAGUGAGAAGACCUUUGUGUAAAUGCAUUCGUAGCACCAGUCUGAAGGAGAGCAGCAGAGCCGCUCCGGGAGUGGGGAGAGCUGGGAAUAGGUGAGUGAAUCACAGGCGGUAGAAUAUGGCUGGACAAAUAUCGGAAUCUGAUCAGAUCAAGCAGUUCAAGGAAUUUCUUGGAACAUACAAUAAACUUACAGAAAAUUGCUUCCUGGAUUGCAUAAAGGAUUUCACUAGCAGAGAGGUUAAACCAGAAGAGCUAUCCGUGGAGGUUCUGGUGCCUCAGCUACUGAUGGGUGGUAUCUUUAUGGACAUGGAAGUUGCCCACCUACAGCCUGCAUCUCAUUCUUUGAAGAUGACUUGCUCAGACCACUGCCUACAGAAGUAUUUAAAAAUGACACAAAGGAUCUCCAUGAGAUUUCAGGAGUACCACAUUCAGCAGAACGAAGCUCUGGCAGCUAAAGCAGGACUGCUUGGCCAACCUCGUUAGACAAGACCACUCUGUUCAGAGUUUACAAGCAGUGCCAGUGUUCACCGGGCAAGAACACAUUUUGGAUUUUCUACUGUUGGGAUGUAUGUCCAGCAACUCAGAAGAGAGUUGUAGAUGCUGUUCAGACAGUGGAAGCCAUGAAGGGUUAAACAAGAAGUUAGUCAUGGUGGACUGGCAGUGGAGUCUGCUUCUGAGGUCCUUUUCACUCCACAAUGGAGUAAUACUGAUACCAGUCUGUGGCCCCUGGAAAAGUUUGUCUGUUUAAAUUUCAAGGGUGGUGGGAGGGGCUAUACUUUCUGCUAGGACUGGUUCAGAUGAAAAGGUGUAAUAUGGGAAAUAUACUUUUUUAAUUCAAGUAAAAUAAAUGGAAAGUC